UCAUCAUGGCGGACCUGUUCAGUAAGGUCACAAAGUGGUGGUUGUGAGAUGUGAGGGCAUCCAAAUCUCUGGCAACUUCUACCGUAACAAGCGUCACAAAGUGGUGGUUGUGAGAUGUGAGGGUAUCCAAAUCUCUUUCUACCGCAACAAGCGUCACAAAGUGGUGGUUGUGAGAUGUGAGGACAUAAAAUCUCUGGCAACUUCUACCGCAACAAGCUGAAGUACCUCUUUCCUGCGUAAUUGGAUGAACACCAACCCCUCUCGUGGACCGUACCACUUCAGGGCUCCCAGCAGGAUCUUCUGGAGGACAGUCAGAGGCAUGAUGCCCCACAAGACCAAGAGAGGUCAGGCUGCUCUGGAGAGGCUGAAAGUGUUUGACAGCAUCCCCCCACCCUAUGACAAGAGGAAGCGUAUGGUCGUCCCAGCUGCUCUGAAGAUUGUGCGCCUGAAGCCCACUCGCAAGUACGCCCUCCUCGGCCGUCUGGCACAUGAGGUCGGCUGGAAGUACCAGGCCAUCACAGCCACCCUGGAGGAGAAGAGAAAGGAGAAGGCCAAGCUCCGGUACUCCAAGAAAAAGACACUGGUCAAGCAGGCGGAAAAUAAUGUUGAGGGGAAGAUUUCAGCAUAUACAGCCGUUCUGAAACAGUAUGGAGUCCUUGUCUGA
Molecule: messenger RNA, 664 nt
Organism: Hippoglossus stenolepis (Pacific halibut)
Lineage: Eukaryota; Metazoa; Chordata; Actinopteri; Pleuronectiformes; Pleuronectidae
Product: 60S ribosomal protein L13a
Exons: 8
Coding region: 245-664 (139 amino acids)
Biological process (GO): negative regulation of translation; translation
Cellular component (GO): cytosolic large ribosomal subunit; ribosome
Molecular function (GO): mRNA binding; structural constituent of ribosome
Source: RefSeq, a predicted model, not a curated record